Messenger RNA from Andrographis paniculata, 2136 nucleotides. RefSeq lists its product as uncharacterized. The record is from RefSeq and is a predicted model, not a curated record. Lineage: Eukaryota; Viridiplantae; Streptophyta; Magnoliopsida; Lamiales; Acanthaceae. Bases 1 to 1953 code for a protein of 650 amino acids. The transcript has a single exon.
AUGAAACUCAGCAAAUCAAUUCUCAGUCCAGUCCGCGCUACCCGAGAUUUCUCCUUCCUCAGCCGCCGCCUCCGCUCCAAUGGCAGCCGCAGAGGCGGGCUAGCGUCGCCGUUCGGGAAGAAAAGAGGCUGCGCUAUUGAGAGCCACGAGCCUUCUUCGCCGAAGGUCACCUGCAUUGGGCAAGUGAGGGUUAAAUCGAAGAGGAAGGCGAGGGCUAAGGCGGCGGCAGCCGCCGCGGCGAAGCAGUGCCGGAGCCGGAGCCUGUCGAGGAGGGCGGAUUUGGGGGAAGCUAGUUUCAGGAGGACGGCGACGGAUCAGUCUCGCCGGAACCAGAGAUGGGUUCACUUGCCGAUCUCCAUCUGCGAGGCUCUCCGCGGAUUCGGCGCCGAUUACUUGUGCUGUAUCUUCCACGGCGGUUGUGGCUAUGGCGGCUGCGGCGGCUGUGGCUGUGGCUGUUCGAAGAGAAAAUGGUGCUGCGGGAAUGGAAUUAGGGGUUGUGGGGCGGCUGCUGCAUUCGGGAGGUGGCUUCUCUGCCUCUCUGUGAGUGAUGGUAGAGAGAGGGAGGUGGUGGUCGGAGAUGCCGCCGGCGCCGCCGCGGAGGCGGCGGAGGAGGGAAGGGGUGGGUACAGGAGGCACGUGUUUGAGGAUAUGGAGGUUAGGGAUGGGAGGAUACGAGUGAGGUCUGAGUUUGAGUGUUUAGUGGAGGAGGAGCCGGCGAGAGUGAGCAUUUGUAUACCUCCAAAGAAUGCUCUUCUGCUAAUGAGAUGCAGAUCUGAUCCCAUGAAAAUGGCUGCUCUUGCCAAUCGGAUCAGCUCUGCUGCCUCCAAAUGUCGAGACGACGACCCCAUUGAAGAAGAACUGGAGAUGGAGAUGGAGAUGGAGAAGGAGAAGGAAUCCCCUGGUCAAGAAAUCCAAGAAGAAGAAGAAAUGAUGGAUCAUCAAGGCAAGAUGAUUUUGAGGAAUCUCCCAGCUUCAGAACAAGUGUCUACAUUCAAUCAAGAGCCCGAGCCCGAGCCCGACUUAGAAAUGGAAGUGGGAGACCAUGACCAUGACCAUGACAAUGAGAAUGACCAUUAUAGGGAGGAAGUAAAAGAGCAAGAAGAAGGAGAAGGAGAAGAAGAAGAGGUUGAAUCUAACAUGUCCUCAUUCGAAGCUCUUCUAGAGCAAGAAACAACAGAAGAACACUACCCAGAGGAGGAUUGCUGCCCAGUCGAAGUUGAAGCUGAAGCUGAAGCUGGAGAAGAUAUCCCAAUUCGGCAUUCAUCAUCAAAUGAGCACCAGGAAGAACUAAUGGCUAAUUCAAAUUCACCAGAUGCCAAGGAGGACCAACCAAAUCCUCCACAAAUCCAACCAGUAGAGGUCGUACAAGCUGUGGACAAGGAAACCAGCAACCAAGAUCAUUUAAAUCAAGAAGAAGAAGAAGAAGAUGAUGAAAGUAAUCCUCCAGCUCCUGUUCUGCCAGAUUGCUUACUCCUUAUGAUGUGCGAGCCCAAGCUGUCAAUGGAGGUCUCCAAGGAAACAUGGGUCCGCGGCACCGACUUCAUCCGGUGGCUGCCGGCGCGCAAGCCGGCCAAGCCCGCCACCAAAGCCGGCUGCUGCCAUCACGACGCCGUCAACGUCAACGUCAAGAGAAAGCCGCCUCCCAAUGACUACAGCUCCGCCACAAAGCCCAUUUCCAUUCCCAUUCCCGUUCCCAAGCCCAAGAAGCACGAUCACCUUCAGCCGCCGCGCUCCUCCUGCUCUCUGCCCGCCGCCGCCUCGUCCAUGGCUACCAUUCUCGAGCAGAAGCUGCAGGCGGGUGGGACCUACGAGCCCUUCGUGCUCACCCGCUGCAAGUCGGAGCCGAUGCGGACGGCGGCGGCUAAACUCACGCCGGAGUCGCUCUUCUGCAAGAAUUCCAGUUUGAAAAUGGAGCCCCACCCGGUCGGCGUCGGGGCGGCCGGUAUCAGCUGACCUGGCUGGCAAUGAUAAUAAUAAAAAUAAAAAUAAAAUAAAUAAGAUUGAGUGAGUGAGUUAGUGAAUUAUGUGUGUAGGUGUGUUGUUAGAGAACCAUUGUGCAUCCGUUUGUUUUUGUACAUUUCGUUAUUUUCAAAAUUUUAUUAUUACCAUUACCAUUAAUUACCACAUCUGCUUUCC